Gossypium raimondii (Peruvian cotton) is the source of this 2969-nucleotide messenger RNA. RefSeq lists its product as uncharacterized. The record is from RefSeq and is a predicted model, not a curated record. Gene Ontology annotation, molecular function: protein binding. Bases 216 to 1760 code for a protein of 514 amino acids. The transcript is spliced from 10 exons. NCBI's taxonomy places the organism in Eukaryota, Viridiplantae, Streptophyta, Magnoliopsida, Malvales, Malvaceae.
UCCCCCUUUCAAGUAUUUUCAUUAAACAAAACUUAUUUGAAAAUUUUGUAUCUCAUUUUAUUUAUUUGCAUGGACUCUUAAUCCACUCGGUCUCAAAUCCCCAAACCCCAAAAGGAUAUUUGAAAAAAGAAAAAAGAAAACCUUUGUUUUGUCUUCAAAUAUUGAAACUUUCCUUCACUUUCCCACUGAAAAUCUUUCAUUUUUUCCCAGGAAAAAUGAGGUGGGAAAAGGUUCAGUUAUACCCAAAAGAAGAAGGAGGUGUGGGAGAAGCAUGUGCGGGGCCAGGGAAAAGAUGGGGACAUACAUGUAACGCCAUUAAAGGAGGCAGAUUUCUCUAUGUUUUUGGUGGUUAUGGCAAAGAUAAUUGCCAAACCAAUCAAGUUCAUGUCUUUGACACUGCUAGUCGGACAUGGAGCCUACUAGCAACAAAAGGCACACCGCCAAUUCCAAGGGAUAGUCAUAGUUGUACUACUGUUGGUGACAACCUAUUUGUCUUUGGUGGUACUGAUGGGAUGAAUCCUCUCAAGGAUCUGCAUAUAUUAGACACUGCAACAUGCACAUGGAUUUGUCCAAGUGUAAGAGGUGAAGGGCCAGAGGCACGUGAGGGUCAUAGCGCAGCUCUUGUUGGUAAACGACUCUUCAUAUUUGGUGGCUGCGGAAAGUCUUCUGAUAACAAUGAAGAAAUUUAUUACAAUGACCUCUAUAUUUUAAAUACAGAGACCUUUGUCUGGAAACGUGCUGCAACAUUGGGGAACCCACCAUCUGCCCGUGAUAGCCAUACUUGCUCAUCUUGGAAGAAUAAAAUUAUUGUGAUCGGUGGUGAAGAUGGGCAUGAUUACUAUUUGUCUGAUGUCCAUAUCCUGGAUGCAGAUACUCUUGCAUGGAAAGAGUUGAUUACCUCAGGCCAGAUGUUGACACCUCGUGCUGGCCACUCUACUGUUGCUUUUGGCAAGAACUUGUUUGUUUUUGGGGGAUUUACAGACGCUCAGAAUCUUUAUGAUGAUCUCUACAUGCUUGAUGUUGAUACUGGCAUUUGGACCAAGGUGAUAACUAUGGGUGAUGGCCCUUCUGCUCGAUUUUCUGUUGCUGGGGAUUGUUUGGAUCCCCUGAAGAGUGGUGUUCUUGUGUUUAUUGGUGGGUGCAAUAAGACCCUUGAGGCAUUGGAUGACAUGUACUACUUGCACACAGGACUUAUUGUACGAGAUGAAAGGAAGCUAGAGAAGUUAUCGUUGAGAAAGCAGCUAAAGCUUAAGUGUCAAGAACAAAAUCUUAGCAAUCUUGCACAAGAUAAAGCUCUUGUUAGAAUUGAAGUCAGCAAUGACGUGAACCAACCCAUUCCUUUAUCUAGUUAUGGCCAACCAAGAAGAGAAAAUUUUCCAUUAAACCAAGUCCUGCAUCAAGGAAAGAAGACAUUUCGAGCUAAGGUUACUGAGAGCUUCCCACAUGGAUAUACUAUUGAGACUAUUAUAGAUGGGAAGCCGCUUCGAGGAAUACUUUUUGCAAACACACCUAGCUCUGUACAUGUACACAAUCAUAAUCCCAGCAGAAAAAGGACUUCUGUGGAAGUUGGGGGUACUGUACUAAACGGUGAUUGCGACAGUAAAUCAAGAAGUGUGAGGCAGGAUUCUGGAGAUCAUAAACAAGCUGAUGUUCAUGAGAAGGAUUAUUUAUUGCAUGAUACAGAAGUUCCUGCUCCAAGUUUGAGGGAUCCAGCACAGUCUGAUCUAUCGACCCACAAGGGUGAUGAAUUUCCGCAUUGAGGUGAAUGGAGUUGAACAGUGCUGCUGUGAAAAUAUCCACGUGUUGGUCAGCACCAAUGUUAUUUGAACUGGAUUGGCCCAGCCGGUUGGACCGAUUGGACCAAGAAAUUAGCCGGAGCACUGAUUCGGAGAGUGGCUCUGAACCGGUUAGAUCCGGAACCAAUUCGGACCGAUUGAACUGGCAAAAAACCAGUUGAACCAGGUUUUUUAAUUUUUUGAAUUUUUAAUUUUUUAAUUGGACUGGUCCGGUCCGGUUUAAAAAAAUUGGUUAGCACGCAUAGUGGUGGCCCCACACAAGCAAACUCUGAAAGCUGCUCAUGUAUUCUUCUACCAUCCCAGUUUGUCAAAGUGUGAUGAGUUCUCCAAGAGGACUGCUUCGUGUUGGUGGUCCAAAACGAAGAUAACAUAACCCUUUGAAACGUUCCCAAGAGAAAUCUUGGUUUUCUUUGAAUAAGUUAAAAAACCAAAGUUGGACAUCUUUGGUCAUGGGGAAUGAAGCGGGUCCAACCUUAUCCUCUGCAGUUGUUUGUUGGUUGCAAAAAAAACUCUGUUUAGCCAUUCUAGUGGGUCUUCCUUUCCAUCAUAUGAUGGGAAAAUCAAGCUGUGCAUAUCAAGGAACAAAGUUGUUGUCCAGUUGUCCCCCUAAUACAGAUUCUGGUCGUGCAAGCAUUGACGCGUUGCUAUUGCUGUUUUCUUGUUCAUGCCUUUGGCUUGACAAUGCUUCCCGACUUUGGGAUAGACUAUCAAUUCGAGUGGUCAAGGCAGCAAGUGCAGCCUGUUGUUGGGCUUUAUGUUCCUCCAACAUGAACUUCAUCAUCUCCAUAAUUUGAUUCAUCCAGAUGCUUGGAUCUCCCAUAGAACUUGGCUCUGAGGCCAAAUUGUUAUGAUCACAGGUUUGAGAUAAAGUUACUGGGCGAUAAACGAGAAAAUCAGAUUCAACGAAAGUGUCUUUGCCCUUGUUUCGAUUCCGAGUUUUGCCUAUGGCGAUGGAACUCCAAGGGAGUUUUCUACCUUGGAACUCUAAGAGAGAAGCCUACCUUACUUUACUAGAAAUUCAACUUGUUUUAGCCCUUAGUAACUUUUCCUAUUAAAUAUAGGUUUACAAUAAGAGCAACCCUAAUUUUCUAGCAUGCUAGGAAAGUUUUAUUUAUGCUGAUAGAAAAACUUUAGGAAAUAAAAUAAAAAUCGCGAUCACAAUUACAAUCCAAA